Messenger RNA from Brassica napus (rape), 8368 nucleotides. RefSeq lists its product as uncharacterized. The record is from RefSeq and is a predicted model, not a curated record. Bases 2586 to 4010 code for a protein of 474 amino acids. NCBI's taxonomy places the organism in Eukaryota, Viridiplantae, Streptophyta, Magnoliopsida, Brassicales, Brassicaceae. The transcript has 2 exons.
AUUUUUUGUAUUAUCAAAGUUGUAAAUAAAAUGAAAUGAAAAUGUAUUAUAUAUAGAAGAAGAUUAAAUAUAUUAAUAAUUUAUAAAAAAAUCAUUCAUUAGCCAAAAAAGAAGAAAAUGGGUGAUCAUCACCAAAUAUGUAGCGGACGGGAACUGCAGACAGUCUUCUGAUUUUCUCACAAAAAGACAAAAAAAAUCUGAAUUGCAUAUAGAUCUCCUGCCAAGUGAAUAUUAAAAACAAAAAAAAGGCUAAAUGGCGUUUCAAAAGCAGUUCUCCCGCAAGUAUAGAAGACGUGACUUUCCCUCACUCUCCCAUUCAUAACCUAAGAAAAAAAAAGUAGAGUAAAAGUAAGUUAAUGCGUUUCUCUAGAUCAAGCGAGAGAAAAAGUUUACUCUGAAUUUUAAUUUAAGUUUUCCACCAAUUUUCACCUUUUUAUUCCGACACUUUUAAUUUGAUUAAUGCCAGUCACACCCAAUAUUUACAAAAUUAAAUGAUCAUAGUCGCAUCUGUUCAAUAUAUUUCAAAUUUCUUUAAGAUGAAUUGAACACAUCUCACCACUCCAGUGAUCCAGACACAAAAUUUAAAAUGAAUCUACUGUUUAACGAUUGUGAUCCAUAUUUAUUUGAAGUCUUUUUAACACCGUAUAGAUUCGCAAAAUAGUGAAUGAAGGAAUCAUUUUCUCGUGUUAAUUUAUUUACAAGGGCAAGUCGAGACAUUGUAGACCUCUUUAGAUUCAUAUGGACGUACAUGCCUACAGAGUAAUAAACAAAUAAAAAAACAUUUUCAUUACCUAGUAAAAAUUUUAGUUGCCUUUUUAUACUAGAGUAUUCAUUAAAUUUACUUAAACAAUAAAGACUUCUCAUUAAAUAAAACUGUAUCUCUUAUAUACUAAAGCGCAAGUCGCUUGACAAAUCAGAUUCUGACACGUGAAAAUUUAAAAAAAAAAUUAAAAAAUACAAAAAGAAAGCAAAACAUGUUUUUGUUCAUCAAAAUAUGGAAGUUUCAAAAUAACUCAAAUAACCAACCUUUUUCUAAAUUCCUCAUACACGGAUGAAUCAUGUGAAACAAUUAUCUUUUUUUUAUCAACUAUGUAAAGCAAUUAUCCAUGUGUCAGUAUAUUUUUUUCAGCAUAAUGUAGUCCGAUUAUUAUAGAAAACAUAGUUAGUUUAUAAUUUUUCUUUACAUCUCCUAUUUUUCUAGAGUCUAAAUAUAAACUAAGAAUUUCUUUAUCCCUAAUAUACUAAAGUAAAGUCACUUGACAAAUCAUAUUUUAAUGAAUGGUUAUUAUUUUAAUUUUUAAAGCUACAAAAUUAUAUUUAAAAUAAAACAAAAAAUAUAAAUAUAAAAAGUAAAGGGUUAGUUUACAAAAAAAAAAAAGUAAAGGGUAAAUCGUAAACACGAUCUCAAGAACUAAAUCACGUGUAAGUUACAAAAAAAAAAAGAACUAAAUCACGUGUAAGUUUUCAAUUUAUUGUAAAAAAUAUUUACUAAAUUCAAAUAUUGCUCAGCUAUCUCUCUCCAACUGUUUUUCUUACCCGCAUCUCCACCACGAUCACUGGUUUUAUCACCAAUCGCCAGAUACCUUUUUUCAUAAUGUAUAUUUGUCUUCUUAUUGAUCUACUUGAGAAAAAACAAACUUUAUGUACUACUCAAAUCUACAAAUCAAGUGUUGGUAUUCAACGUUUCUCUUCUUCGAGGCAAAAAAUAACAACUUAUUUUCUUAUUUUUCUUAUUCAAUCUAUAUUUGAUCUCACUCUUUUUAUACUCUGUAUAUGAAGACUAUCUCGCUCACAUACAAGGUCGGCGUCGGAAAACUCAGGAUUGUAUCUCUUUUCUUCAAAUCCGAAAAUCUCAAAUACAGAAGGCAAAAUGAAAUAUAUAAAUUUUUUUUGUAACGUACAUUUUGCAUCCAACAAAAAAAGGGAAGAAGAAGACUAAAGACAAACUUGCUUUAACAAGAAUAUCUUGGGCCGAUAGAUAAUCAAGCAAAAGAAAAUUUCAAACCACGUACAAAACUAAACGAAAGAGCGUUCUCUGCAACAAACGGGGUACAAGAGAAGAACCACACAUAAUCUAAAACCAAGUGGUAUACUUAGUUCUUCUCUGAUUCCCUUUUUUCUAUGUUACUCUUUAAGAACUCUAUUUUGUUUUUUGUAACUUUUACAUGCUUGAAGAAAUACCUAUCAUUCUACUGGCGGAAAUGAUGGGAGGCAACUUUGCUUCCAUAUGUACGUCCUCUUUUCAAAAAAUCAUAAUAAUUGUUUAAAUGCUUCAAUUUUUUUGUUUGGCUGUAGCCAUUUCUAAUUUGAGAUUCUAGGUAUCCAGCUCCAAAAUAUGCAAUCUUUACUUUGAUAAAACAAACGUAAAUACAUUACGGGUUUAUGAGAAAAUCAUUUAGAGAAGCAAACAAAAUUUUAUCCGUGCGUAUGCACGGGCUAAUACUAGUCAUCUCAUAAGACGGAAAACAUAUUCACUUGCCUGUUUUGCUUCGUCUAUAUUAAAAAUAGGGUCCAUUCAAAUAUCACUUCCAAUAAAAUCCUAAAAAUCUCAUAAUAAGAAGAUACAGAGAGAAGGUUACAACACAAUGGAGGAUUCAAGCACAAGAAGCCAAAAGAAGAAGACGAAGCUUCAAAGAGACAACAAAAAAAACAUUUAUCCAAAGAACAAGAAAAAGAACUUCCCAACUGUUUGGUUCUCUCUCAAGAAAUCUCUCCACUGUAAAUCCGAACUAUCUGAUGUCCACGACCUCAAAUCUACAAAACACCUCACCACAAUCUCCACCAAGAGAAUCUCCGGCGUCACCUCCGCCGGCGGAUGUGGGGGAGGUUUAUCGGGAUGUUCGAGAUCGAUAGCGAAUCUCAAAGACGUAAUACAUGGAAGCAAACGGCAUUUCGAGAAACCGCCGAUAAGUGGUAGUCCACGUUCUAUUGGAAGCAACGAGUUUCUCAAUCCCAUGACUCACGAAGUCAUCCUCAGUAGCUCCACUUGCGAGAUUAAGAUCACCGGCGUCGGAGACAUGGCUUCACCCGCCGGAGCAACGGAAUCCGGCGGAGGAGGAAAUAAACGGUCCACGACUUUUGUUGGGAUGCUGAGGCCGGGAACGCCGAUGAAUUAUCUGAACCAUUCGCCUUCUUACAGAAGCCAAGCGUCGCCAACGACGGCAAGAAAGGGCUCGGAGAGAGACGGAAGAGGAGGAGGAAGGGUAGAAGGGUUAGGGUUUCACACAAAGAGGAGAGUUUCUUUGGAGAUUAACAGAGACUCCGCCACUAACGGUGGCAGAUCCUCGGUUUCAUGCAAUAAAUGUGGUGAACAUUUCAAUAUACUUGAACCUGCGGAAGCUCAUCAUUUCUCAAAACACGCAGUGACAGAGCUCGUUGAAGGCGAUUCAUCAAGAAAAAUCGUGGAGAUAAUCUGUAGAACGAGCUGGUUAAAGUCCGAAAAUCAAUGUGGGAAAAUCGACCGAGUCAUGAAAGUGCACAACAUGCAGAAAACAAUUGCAAGAUUCGAGGAAUACGGAGAGACGGCGAAGAUCAGAGCUAGCAAGCUCCAGAAAAAGCAUCCCAGAUGUCUCGCCGACGGCAACGAGCUGCUCAGGUUCCACGGCACCACCGUCGCUUGCGGUUUAGGGAUAAACGGAACGACGAGUGUCUGCACGGCAGAAAAAUGCUGCGUCUGCCGGAUUAUACGGAACGGAUUCUCGGCUAAACGGGAGAAGAAUAACAAUGGGGUUGGUGUCUUCACGGCGUCCACGAGCGGGAGAGCGUUUGAGUCGGUUUUGAACAACGAGGGAGAUGUUGAUCGGACGGUGAGGAAAGUGUUGAUUGUGUGUAGGGUUGUGGCUGGGAGAGUUCAUCGACCGGUGGAGAAUGUGGAGGAGAUGAAUGGGUUGAUGAUGAGUGGGUUUGAUUCUUUGGCUGGGAAAGUUGGGUUGUAUACAAAUGUCGAGGAGCUUUAUUUGCUUAAUCCGAGAGCUUUGCUUCCUUGCUUUGUGAUUAUCUGCAAACCCUAAACAGGUUUUAGCUUUUUUGUUUUGUUUUGUUUUGGGAAGAGUGAACUUUUAUUAUAUGCUGAUAGAACGAUAUGCAGGUUCACCCCUUGCGGCGAAUGGUUAAAUUCACUUCACUCUUUGUAAUCUAUGAAAGUGUCAUAUAAGAAUAGUUAAAAAACAAUAAAAUUAAAAAAGAAUUGUUGAAAAAACCUUAAAUUCUAAACCAUACACCAUAAGCCAUAAUCCUAAAUCCUAAAUUAUAAACACUAAAUUCUAAACCAUGAACACUAUACCAAAAACCUUAAACUUUAAACCCUAAACCCAUCACUUGUUUAGGGUUCGGGUUUAUGGUUUGGGUUUCGAAUUUAUGAUUUAGAGUUUAGGGUUUAAUAUUUAGAGUUUUGAGUUUAGGGUUUAGGAUUUAGAGUUUAGGGUUUGAGAUUUAAGAUUUAGGGUUUAGAUUUUAAGAUUUAGGAUUUUAUAGUUUAGAGUUUUGGGUUUAGGGUUUUGGCUUUAGGGUUUAGAUUUCAAGAUUUAGGAUUUAUUGUUUAGAGUUUUAGGUUUAGAGUUUAGAUUUUAGAUUUUAGGAUUAGACAUUAUGGUUUAGAGUUUUGGGUUUUGGGUUUAUGAUUUUAGACUUUAAGUUUUUAGAGAUUAGAGUUUUCCAGACGGUGUUAAUGUCGGUUUUGUGUUUUUUCAGCUAGUUAUCUUUUUUUUAUUAUUGCUUUUUUUAAUUAAUCAUACAUGGCAAUUUAGUUGGUGAUAAAAAGUGGGGUGAAUUUGACCAUUCACCAUAGGAGGUGAACCUAAGUAUUGUUCUUUGUUUGAAUGUUCAAUAUGAAAAGACAAUUUGUGUGUUUAUUGAUAGCACAAUACGAGCACAAAAUAGUUUGGGAUACAGAUUGAGUGCAAGAUAAAGAAAAUUUUGAAAUACUAGUUUUAAGAAUAGGAACAGACCGGUGUGCCAAUCAGACAAUUUAUUUUUGGGUACAGAAGAAGCAAAAAAGGCUUGAAGGGUUAUAUGGCCACUCAUAAAGCUCAUCAUUGGUUUUGUCUUGGAUUAACGGGAUACCGAGUCCUUCACCUGAAAAGAAGCAGGGAAAAAUUCAACAAACACCAUGCUAGCAUUACAAAAGGCCAUAAACUGAAAUGAGAUUUUUUUAAUGUUUGGCACGCAAACAACAUUAUUCAGAGAUAAGUUUCUUGUAGCUGAGGGCAGAGAAAUGGAACCAGUGUGGGUUAUGGCAAGACCAGACCCAUCACCAAUCAGAACCGAGUCAUCUCAAUCGACAUGUUGUGAAGAUCACUUGUUAGGUGAUGUGUUGCCCCUGAAUCCAUGAGCCACGCUGUUGAUGAACGUUGAGCCGAUACUGCAAGGUUGGCUCUCGGUUGCCAGGGGCGGAAAGGAGAUGAGCUGACGUUGGUGUAUUGCUGCUGAGGCAUAUGUGGCAUCUGUGGGCACCGUCUAGCACUAGGACCAAAAACACUGCAAAUUUGGCAGCGAUCUUGUAUCCUUUCGAUGGCUUAUACUCGUGUUUCUGUGAGUGAAACUGGUUCGGCUUAUUGUUGGUGUUGUUCCAGCUGGAGUUGUUUCCUCGCAGCUGAUGUUGCUUUGAGCGAGUGGUGGCAAUGUUUUCCGUUACUGGAACCGAGUUGACAGCAGGAGUGGAGACUGCCAUUAUCUUGGCUUCCUUAUUGAUCAGUUUCUCGUGAUCACAAUGAUUGAUGGAGUGUUAUCUCUGCCUUCAAUCUGUUCAGCAAAAAUUUUGUAUUCCUCAGGUAGGCUACCAAUGACAUAUUCUAUCGUGUCUUCAUGAUCCAUAGGUUUCUCAAGCAGAGCUAGUUGAUCAAACGGCUAGUUAAGCCUCUCAUACUCAUCAAUGCUCUUGUUGCCUUUGGUGAAGUUUUUGAGUUGUAGACAGAGCUGCUGAAUAUGGCCACGACUUGGGCUUGCAUAGGUUGAACUGAGAGACUUCCAAACUUCAUGAGACGUCUUGGUGUUGGUGAAAAGCGAUUGUAUGGAUGGAGAUAAGAUGCUGAUGAGACCAAUGUAUAUAAGACGAUUCUGACGCCUCCACUUUGUGAACUCCAGAUUCACCAAGAUUGUCGACGGUUAUUGUUUGAUCUGGUGCUGGUAUUGAUCCAUCGACGUAUCCAGCGAGGUCGUACCCGUCGAGUAGAGCAUGAACUUGGAGACUCCAAGUCAUUGUAAUGGUGGAGGUGAGUUUGUUGACAUUGAUCAUGUUUACAUUAAGAAGGGGUUGGGUGGUAUCGACUUGAUCAAUGUUUGUAGCCAUGGCGAUUUAGAGAAAAGAAGGGAAGAAAAAUAUGGUGGCGAUAAAAAAAAAGGGGUUUAUGCUCUUGAUACCGUGUUAUCUUGUUAAGCUAGAUAGACUUCCAACCUAAAACCAAUUGAUAGUAAGUGGAGCGACUCUUCUAUCUUAUGUAUUGUUUAGGAUUCCUUCCAACUACCGAUGUGAAAGACUUAGUCUCUAAUACGCCCCUCGAGAUGAUGGUUAUUUGAGCGUCAACCUAGGAAUGUUCGGGUAAGGAUCGAUGGGCCAACUUUAGGUCAAGAUCGAUGUGGAUCAGAUUGGAUUGUUUGGAUCAGAUUAGAUUGUUUGGAUCGAGCUCUGAUACACUGUUAAGAAUAUAUUUGAUAUAUUUCUUUAGAAUGUACAAUAGGAGUUAUAUAUACAAAGUAUGUAUGGCAGCCAUUGGCUAUACAUUCCUAAAACAGAGGGAUCGAUAUCAUAGAAGAUCUUCUAUAGAGAUACGUGAUAUCUCUUACAAGAACCAGAUAAUUUUUUUUUUUUUUUGAAAAGAAGACGAAAACACGUCAUUCACCAACACCGUGAUGAGAGUAUGAGAGCGCUGGAAGCAGAGGAGGAGAGGUCACCACAAUGAACAGAAGUGCUUAUCGGCGACGACUCACUUCGGCGGAUUGUCGAGAAUUGGAUUGAAUAUCUUUUAGAAAUUCGGCUUAGGAAUUGCGAUUUGAGGGUACGUAGAAACGCGCACAGUAAACCUAAAAUGUUCUUCAGAAAUAGUUUUUUUUUUAUUAGAAAUAGUUUUUUUUCUUUGUAAGCAAACCCGUCUCAAUUUUAAAAUGUGCCAUGUGCUAUAAUAUAAUUUUUUUUGAUAAUCCAGGGUUCCCCGCUUCGCGGGUCAUUCCCUGGGCCCGGUCAGGCAGCGGGCCAGCUUCACCCGGGAGGUUUUUCCCUGAGCCCGAAGGCCCAGUACCCACUUUAGUGACAGGGAUGAGCAGUUCGCCUCCGGCUGGCGUCGAACCCGGAAGCAUGACAAUUGGCCCCCAAGGCUCUAACCAGUAGAGCUGACUCAUCCCGUCUGCUAUAAUAUAAUUUGAGACUCAUUUCCUCAUACAAAACUACCUUCAAAACAAUUAGGUUCUAAUGUAAACUUAAAAAACCCAAAAAUUACAACGGAUCCUGUGCAAAUGUGCCUUCAACACAUGUUUAGGGCCGGACUUGUUUGUAAGUAUUGUUUAAAGUUUGUUUUAGUUGCUAAAUCAGACAGCGGUGAUGCUUAUAUGCUUCUUAUUUUAUUAACAAGAAUAGCACAUACUGUAUUCUGUAAGAAACUAAAUAUUGACACUUCAUGUGUCAUACACCGUUACUUACACAUGCACACCGGACUAUUGAUUUUUGAGCAAUUUUCUGAAAGAGCUUACUUUUAACUAUUUCUUCCAAACAUACGUAGUAUUACUAUUUAAGUUUUCAAAUAGUAUAUAUUGAAUAUGAAAAAAAAUUCUUAACGUGGAAAAUCUAUAGCCUAAAUUGGAAAGAGGAAAUCAAACAUAAUAUAAAUUUUAUUUGUAGUUUACGUUGUGUAAAAUAUAUUUUCAUACAUAUAAUAAUUUGUGAUUUAUUAGAGAUUUUAAACUUGUGUGCUAAUUUUAAACAAAACCUAAAAGUAUGUUGUUUUAUUGUAUUUUUUUAUUCAUUUUUAAUUAAUCUUUCCAUGAAUGAAAAUAAAAUUUUCAGCUAAAUUUAUAAUUGCAUAAUAUAUAUUUAACAAAUUUCUAUUUAUUUGUGAAAAUUGAUUUAAUCUUUCACGACUAUGUUACUUUCUAAAUACAAGUUUAAGUUACUAACUUGAUUUUUUGUUAAAAUAUACAAUUUCUUACAAACAUUACAUUUUUUAGGAAAAUAAAAAUAGAAAUCAAGCAUCUAUCUAUACUAUUAUUUUAUUUGUGAAGUAAAUUUGCUUAUGUCAUGUUCCCCAUGAUUUUAGAAUGAAUCAUUAAUUUAAUUAAAUAAUUUUAGUUAAACUGAUUUUAAUUCGUUGAUAUCUAAUGUAUAAUUAUAUAAUUUAUAAAAUUUAUUUAAAAAAUAAUGGAAAAUGUGUUUGGAAAAAAA